CUGACAUCAGGAUCUUCAUCAGAUCACUUCUGCUGAAAUCUGACCAUGAAGCUGGUUUCAGUCGUCCUCGUCUUGCUGGCUCCACUGUUGACCAGCUGCCAGAAGGUCAUUCUGCCGGUAGACUGCAGUGACAUUUACCACAAUGACAACAGCCGACCCAGUGGAGAGUACACCAUCUAUCCCAUCGGAGGCACGUCUGCUGUCCAGGUGUACUGUGACAUGGUCUCAGAAGGAGGACGGUGGAUGGUGUUCCAGAGGAGGAUGGACGGCACGGUGAACUUCUACAGGGGCUGGGAUCAAUACAAGACCGGCUUUGGUAUCGCUUCUGGAGAGUACUGGCUUGGUCUGGAGUCUCUCUACCACCUGACUCUGAGGAGAAAAUAUGAGCUGCUGGUCGACAUGGAGGACUUUGAAGGAAAAAAAGUGUUUGCUCGUUACUCCUCGUUCUCCAUCGACCCAGAGUCCUCCGGCUACAAACUGUCUGUUUCUGGAUUCACUAAUGGAGGAGCAGGAGACUCCCUGAGUCUUCACAACGGAAAGAAGUUCUCCACCUUCGACAAAGACCAGGACUCCUCUAAUAAGAACUGUGCCAGAUCAUUCCUGGGGGCGUUCUGGUACAACAACUGUUACGGUGCAAAUCCAAACGGUGUUUAUCGUUGGGGGGCUGACGGCACUAUCUCUGCUGUGGGAGUGAGUUGGUACCAUUGGAAAGGUUUUGACUACUCCCUGAAGAGCAUCAGCAUGAAGAUCCGUCCUGUGCAGUAGUUCUCCAGGACCAACAUACAGCAGACUAUCUGCUCAUCUCUUCUCAUUUAUUCAUCUUUCUCUCAUUAAGAUUUUAAUCUAAUAACAGGUCUUAUGUUCCUGAAACUGGAAAUAAAACCAGCUGAUGUCUGUAAAUCUUGUUAUGGUCUGUGAUGGUUUAAAGCAGUCGCAGCUCGCUGCAACGUGGAGGAAAAGUCAGAAGUGUCUCCAGUUUAUCUGCUGUAC
Molecule: messenger RNA, 990 nt
Organism: Perca flavescens (yellow perch)
Lineage: Eukaryota; Metazoa; Chordata; Actinopteri; Perciformes; Percidae
Product: microfibril-associated glycoprotein 4
Exons: 6
Coding region: 46-765 (239 amino acids)
Biological process (GO): blood coagulation
Source: RefSeq, a predicted model, not a curated record